Molecule: messenger RNA, 339 nt
Organism: Aspergillus udagawae
Lineage: Eukaryota; Fungi; Ascomycota; Eurotiomycetes; Eurotiales; Aspergillaceae
Exons: 2
Coding region: 1-339 (112 amino acids)
Source: RefSeq, a predicted model, not a curated record
AUGCGUUUCACCACCCUGCUCCUCGGCAUUUUCCCCGCUGCCCUCAUGGCGUCUCCCCUUGAGACCAACGUGAUGGACGUUGAGGCGAGCAACGUUGAUGUUACUGCCAAAUUCUGGGGCGGCGACCUCUGCGAUGGCCCAGUUGACUCGAUCAGCCUUGUCGGCUCUGGCUCCUAUCGGUGUGUUGCUGUCACCAACAAGCGGUCUAUUUCGGUGCCUUCCAUGAAUGGCUGCACCGUGAAAACGUGGAGUGGAAACAACUGCCGUGGGUCUUCGUUCAAGGUGCCUGACACUGGUUGUCACUCGGUUCUGUACGCCGGCGUUUCCAUUCAGUGCUAG